AUGCCAAAAUGUUGUCCCUGCCCACCGCCUCCACCAAACUGUUGUUGCGAUCCCAAUUCUUCCCAGCAACAACAACAUCGCGUUGUGGCUGACGACUGUUGUCCACCACCGUGUUGCCCCAAGCCGUGCUGUUGCCCGAAGCCCUGCUGCCCACCACCUUGCUGCGAUGCGGAAUCCGAGUCUUACGACAUUGAUGCCAUGUAUGAACGCAAGAUUGAGCAACUAUCCAAGAUGUCAGUGCAGCCUCAACAGAAGAAGUCGCAGGUUAUGGCAAAGCGGGCUCCGUCAGUCCCAGCACAGCAGACGAUGCCGCUGACUUUCGAUGACGUGGUGCCUUACUCGGCGCCGAAGAGACAGAGAAUGAACCACGGUGGUUAUGUAGGGCACCAUCACUCCGGAAGAGUUCCCUUCCGAGCCACGCAUGAUCACCAAGUGCACCACGGUGGACACCACAGGCUUCGAACAGUGCGCUCUCCACCACUAGGCCUUCGCGAAGGGAAGAAGACCGUCGAUGAAGAGCUCUCCAGCGACGAGAACAUCUCUGCCAUUUUCACAUUUUAGUCGUUUUAUGUUCAUUACGCAUGGGAAAUUGAAACCAAAAAUACAACCAAGCCAAUCCACGGGAAACCCCCUUUACUUCCAUGUUCUACAACAAAUGCAUGAUCACAGCCUUACGAAAACAUGAGCACUGUUUCGGUUUAAUCAACGGGAUCCUUUCGCCAUAUCAACGUUUUGUUAUUCGCCGGCA
This is a messenger RNA of Notodromas monacha, 748 nucleotides long. The record is from the annotation of a GenBank genome assembly. Lineage: Eukaryota; Metazoa; Arthropoda; Ostracoda; Podocopida; Cyprididae.